GCUGGCCAGAUUCGCCUUCGUCCCCUCUCCUACUCCCAGUCCUUCCUUUUCCGCCAUUCACCACACGUCUAGGAUACCCCCGACGCUCUCUGUUUCGCAGUCAUCUAAAACGACAAUACGAUGCUCACCUCGGACUCAUGCCCCUCCGAGAACACCCAGACGACAGAUCAGUCUAGUUUCUGGAACUCAGACUCGCUCCACUGGGAUGAGCAUCGGAUAGGAUGGGCUAUUGCGGGAGGGUGUGCUGCCCUCACCCUCUUGAUAUCGAUGUUCUCGGUCUUGCAACACUGUCGCAAUUAUACUCGGCCGCACGAACAGCGUCAGAUUUUGCGGAUUUUGUACAUGCCUCCAGUCUACGCCAUCAUAUCCUUCUUCUCCUACCGCUUCUUCCGAACCUACGACUAUUACUCUCUUAUUGAAGCAGCCUAUGAGGCCGUAACCUUGAGCGCAUUCCUCAUGCUCCUCAUUGAAUAUGUAGCCAACACAGCCACCGGUCACAGCGCAGAGAAGGCUUUAGUCCGCAAAGACAAGACGAGACUCUUGUUUCCCCUUUGUUUUUGGCGAUAUCGACCGACGAAGGCGUACUUUAUGUACACUCUCAAGUGGUCUGUUCUCCAAUAUGUCAUCAUUCGACCUGCCGUGUCAAUUGCUGGCAUCGUCACCAACGCGCUGGGUGUGCUCUGCCCGGCAGGGCCCUACAGCAUACACUUUGCUGAGGUCUAUCUUGAGGCCAUAGAUUUCGUCAGCAUCAGUAUCGCUCUGUACGGUCUGCUGCUGUUCUACGCUCUCACCAAGGAAGAGCUUGCCGGACGGCGGCCGCUUGCAAAGUUUUUAUCUAUCAAGCUUAUCGUCAUGUUGACAUUUUACCAGUCUUUCGUCUUCACCACUCUUGAAGGACGGGUAAUCAAGCCUACCGAGUAUUGGACCGCGACGAACAUCGCAAACGGUCUCACGGCUCUGACGAUAUGUAUUGAGAUGGUGUUCUUCUCUGCAUUCAUGUGCUGGGCGUUCACCGCUGGUGAAUAUAAAACUGGCGAGAAGACGAGCAUCGGAAAACCACUUUUGGACAGUAUCAACUACGGCGACUUCUUCACCGAAAUAUGGGGCUCGAUGCGCUUCUUCUUCGCGUAUGCGCUCCGCCGGCCGGGCACGCACACGCCCAACAGGGACAACCGACCCGACUUCGGCGAGGCGUUCGGCGUGGACGGCGCGUACAGGAAGCCUCUCGCGGAGACGGGCGCGGUGGGCGGCAUCGGCGGCGGCGGUGAGUUCCCGAUCGCGAUCCGUCCGCGGACGAGCUACGACGAAAAUAUCCGGCUAGCGCCCUACCCGUACACCAGCGCCUCGCGGAGCGCGUCCAACCUCGAUGUUCCGGUCUGAGCGACGGUUUUUUGGUUUGCAGAUUCGAACAACUCAAGAGUCCAAGAAUGAAUGAAUGACUGAAAGCGCCGAUUCUGUCCCUACCCUCCCUUCCCCUUACCUUGUCCUGUGCGUCUUCUUCGAUUCUCGCUUCAACGUCAUCGACAGUACUGUCUUUUCUCCCGAUUCCCGUGCGACUGGUCCGUCCACCUGCGUGUACGAUAUAUAAUUGGCCUCGUUUCUGGUUUCGGCUCAAGACGGUGCUCGAGGAUGUUUGGCGGCACAUGUAGAGUCCAGGAAAUGGGUACGGAGGAAGGUUGGGAGUGAACUCGACCACAGCCAUGGAUUGACGAUAGCGGUCGGGAUUUACUGCCUUGGGGCUGGUGAUGGAGAGUACGGUUGUAGUCGAGGUAAACGAGGUUUGCGGAUUGGUUUUCUUUUGCGAUGGGUUUGAUCUGCAAGGUGGACGGACUGUUAUAUUCUUUCCCCCUUUUCCUUCUCCUCUUUUUCCUAUUGCCUCUCUCUUUUAUUCCCCCCUCGUAUUAGCUCGUGAUACCACGUAAAUAUGUGAGAUACAGUAGUCAGCCAUACCUUCUGCGUUUGAUUUGGCAUGAUGUCUCGCCGGACUUUAUAGUGCCGAUGUGUCCAUGGAAUAUAGACUCUCAGCUCAUGGUUG
Coniophora puteana RWD-64-598 SS2 is the source of this 2035-nucleotide messenger RNA. RefSeq names its product DUF300-domain-containing protein. Gene Ontology annotation, biological process: transport. The transcript is spliced from 16 exons. Gene Ontology annotation, molecular function: transporter activity. The record is from RefSeq and is a predicted model, not a curated record. The coding region runs from base 121 to 1380 and encodes 419 amino acids. Lineage: Eukaryota; Fungi; Basidiomycota; Agaricomycetes; Boletales; Coniophoraceae.